Molecule: messenger RNA, 7599 nt
Organism: Ophidiomyces ophidiicola
Lineage: Eukaryota; Fungi; Ascomycota; Eurotiomycetes; Onygenales; Onygenaceae
Exons: 2
Coding region: 1-7599 (2532 amino acids)
Biological process (GO): secondary metabolite biosynthetic process; fatty acid biosynthetic process
Molecular function (GO): fatty acid synthase activity; 3-oxoacyl-[acyl-carrier-protein] synthase activity; phosphopantetheine binding
Source: RefSeq, a predicted model, not a curated record
AUGCCCCACCCUUCUGAAAAACCCGAAAUGACGGCGGACCCUAUUGCGAUAAUUGGAACAGGAUGUCGAUUCCCGGGAGAUUCUACAUCCCCCUCUCGACUCUGGAAGCUGAUCCGCAACCCGCACAUUGUGGCUUCCGAGCCUCCCAAUGCUCGGUUCGAUGUCAAUGCCUUUUACCACGAGACCGCAAGUUUUCCAGGAACCACCAAUACAAGGGAGUCUUACUUCCUAGCAGAAGAUCCUCGACCAUUCGAUGCUCCAUUUUUCAACAUUUCUGCUCUUGAAGCUCAAAGUAUCGAUCCCCAACAGAGGCAGCUUCUAGAAACAGUGUUCGAGUCUAUUGAAGCAGCGGGUCUUCGUAUGGACGAGCUUCGUGGUUCUUUUACGGGCAUCUUCUGCGGUGUUAUGAGCGGUGACUGGGGAGAUCUCGUGUCCGCAGAUUACAAAUCUAUCCCUCGUUAUUUGGCAACUGGUGUAGCCCGAAGCAAUCUUGCUAAUCGAAUCUCUUACUUUUUUGACUGGCAUGGCCCAUCUGUGGCUGUGGAUACUGCCUGCUCGUCUAGCUUGGUUGCUCUUCAUCAGGCUGUUUCUGCUCUCCAACGGAAUGAGUGCUCAGUGGCUAUUGCAGCUGGAACGAAUCUGCUUCUUAGUCCUGGCCUCUUUAUCACAACAACAAAAUUCCAGAUGCUAUCUCCUACAGGCCGUAGCCGUAUGUGGGAUUCUAAGGCUGAUGGCUAUGCCAGAGGCGAGGGGAUUGCAUCGGUUGUUCUAAAACGAUUGAGUGAUGCUGUUGCUUGUGGUGACCCAAUCGAAUGCGUCAUCAAAGCUACUGGUGUGAACCAAGAUGGCCGCACUAUGGGCCUUACAAUGCCUUCCAGUGCGUACCAGUUACAGCUAAUUGAGUCCACAUACGCUUGCGCCGGAUUGAACCCAAAACUUGCUGAAGACCGUUGUCAGUUCUUUGAGGCCCACGGGACCGGGACGUUGGCAGGCGAUCCACAAGAAGCAUCGGCCAUCUAUCAAGCUUUCUUUGGAACGCCCGUCCCUGGUAAUGAAACCAAAGAGACUGGAGAUAUCCUACAUGUGGGGUCUAUAAAAACCGUUAUUGGACAUACUGAAGGCACUGCGGGCCUAGCAGGCCUCAUCAAGGCUUCGUUAUGCAUCCAGAAUGGUGUUAUACCCCCCAACUUGCUCUACGAAAAACUCAAUCCUGAACUGGAACCUUUUGCCGCCCAUCUCAAAGUGCCUACCGAACCCCUUCCUUGGCCAUCCCUUCGGCCAGGAGUCCCUCGGCGCGUGUCUGUCAAUUCCUUCGGAUUUGGAGGAACAAAUGCACAUGUUAUCCUUGAAAGCUACCAUAGUGCUCAAGACCAAAAACCACCCAACGGAGUCAAAUCGGCCACUCUUCUUCCUGCUGUGCUUCCAUUUGUUUUUUCCGCCACUACUGGUAAUGCGCUUGCUGCAGUCCUCCACAAAUAUUUACAGUACCUUCAGAAGAAUCCCUCCAUAAAUCUAAUGGACCUUGCAUGGACUUUACUUCGUCGGAAAUCUGCCUUAAAAUAUCGCUUGACACUAUGGGCCCCAGCCGUUGAUAUCCUGCUGAAGAAGAUCGAAGAAGAACUUGAAUUCGCCAAAACAACUCAAUCAUUGAGGUUUAGUUACCAGCGCAGCACUGGCGCGCGGAAGUAUAUCUUAGGAGUGUUUACAGGUCAGGGUGCUCAGUGGCCCCAAAUGGGGUUUGAUCUAAUUUCAAGUUCUUCUGAUGCUCUCAUGUGGCUACAAGAGAUGCAAGACUCUCUUGAUCAAUUGCCAAACAAAUAUCGUCCCAAGUUUUCUCUCGUCGAUGAACUUUCUGACGCAUCUUCGAACCUCAACAAUGCAGUUCUCUCCCAGGCACUAUCUGUGGCUGUGCAAAUAAUCCUUGUCAGAUUUCUCUCUGCUCUUGGGGUUUCAUUUGUCGCAGUAGUAGGCCACUCUUCUGGCGAAAUUGCUGCUGCGUAUGCCGCUGGACUCCUUAGUGCUACAGAUGCAAUUAAAAUUGCAUAUCUGCGGGGUCUUGUGGUCGCUCAAGCUUGUUCUAAGACUGGUCAGCCUGGGGCGAUGAUGGCUGUUGGAAUAUCUGCAGAGGACGCCGUAGCUCUUUGUAUACAGGAAGAGUUCAAGGGAAGAGUUACGAUGGCGGCAAGCAAUGGCCCAACUAGCGUGACAUUGUCUGGCGAUGCCGAUGUGAUCCAUGAAUUAGAACAUACACUUAAAGAAGAGAAGAAAUUUACCCGAAUUCUUCGUGUCGAUAAAGCAUAUCACUCCCAUCAUAUGGAACCUUGCUCCUACCAGUAUCUCCUGGCGAUGGAAGAAUGCAACAUUAAACCCCAAUCUCCAAACAACACUUGUUGGUACUCAAGUGUAUAUUCCGAAACCGAGAUGACUACCGCAAAACACAAGCUAAGCCUUAGCUCUGGCUACUGGAAAGAAAAUAUGGUUAACCCAGUAUUGUUUUCCCAGGCUAUAGCGACCGCUCUCUCUCAGGAAAAUUCAUCGCCUGAUUUGGUGAUUGAAGUCGGACCACACCCAGCUCUUAAAGGACCAGUGCAGCAAAUCUUUGCAGAUAUUUUACCUUCAGGGUCGGAUGUUCCUUAUAUUGGACUUUGCAAUCGUGGGGGCAAUGGGGUCGAGUCUUUUGCGUCCGCUAUCGGGAAUAUGUGGGCUUGUUUGGGCCCAGAUGCUUUGGAUAUUACUAGCUAUCUGGCAUUAUUCAACUCAUCCCAGCAGCUGAAGUUUGUCCAGGACCUUCCAACAUAUCCAUUCGAUCAUAGCAAGGAGUAUGAUUUUCAAACACGACUGUUAAACCAACACUUGCACCACCGCGGCAUUACACACCCUCUGCUUGGAACUUUGGAGCCGGAAACUGCUGAUGGGGAGUGGCGCUGGCGGCAUUAUCUGCGACUGGAAGACCUUCCAUGGCUUGGUGGGCAUUGUGUCGAAUCACAGAUUGUAUUUCCAGCUAGUGGAUAUCUUGUUAUGGCUCUGGAGGCUGUUCAUGCCAUUGCACAUGAUCGGGCUAUGCACCUUUUACAGCUUCAUGACGUGCGAAUUCAUCAAGCAAUUGUAUUGCCAGACCAUGGCUCAUCUGGAAUUGAAACACUCUUCCGGCUCAUCCAGUCAAGGGAGCAAGGUAACGUCACCACUGGAACCUUUCACGUACAUGCUAGCACAGGCGACUCGUUUCAGGUUCGCGCCUCUGGAACCUUUCAGGUAAGCUGGGGCCAACUCGAUACAGCAGCUUUACCAGAUCAGAGUGAAGUAGAACCUGGACUGAAGCCCGUGGAUAUCGAAGACUUCUACUUAUUCCUUGCUAAGAUGGGCUAUAAUUUUAGUGGAAUGUUCAAACGAGUACACUCCCUUUCUCGAAAGAAGGACUUAUCUCAUGGCGAAAUAUACAAUAUUAGUUAUGACGAUAAGAUAUGUCCAUUUUUGUUUCAUCCCGCAGUCUUGGACGCUUGUUUUCAAACUAUGCUUGGUGCGCUUGGUGCACCUGAUGAUGGUGAGCUUUAUACAUUGAUGGUUCCAACACGUAUCAAGUCAGCAAUCAUUAAUCCUGCAUUCUGCGGCGCGUUUGGCGGUAAUUGUACCGACCAACUCCUUUCUUCAGACACCACUGUGAUUAAACUCGACGCUGAUGGUAUUUCUGGUGAUGUUGAUCUUUUCACUCAUGACAGGCGCUGCAUAAUUCAAUUUGAAGGAGUUGAAAUCUCGCCGCUUCUACGGCCACAGGACGAGAGGCAAAUUUUCUCCAAACUUGUCUGGGGACCAUUCUCUCCGAAUCCGGACUGGGAAUCUUAUUGUAAAUCACCAGAAGCCUCUGUCCAUCUAAUGAUGGCGAUGGAAAAAAUUUCCCUUCUGAAUGUGAAGCUUACGGUAUCACAGUUGACUAUGGAGGACCGUGAAAACCUGGACUGGCAUCGCUCCAAGGUGGUGGCAUGGAUGGACCACAUAUUGGAACUAACUCGCAAGGGACACCAUCCCAUUUGCCCCAAGGAAUGGUUAGAGGGCAGUAAAGAAGAUAUCAACAGAAUUUCUCAAGAACUUUCUGGGUCUGCCGCCGUUGAUAUGGCUGGCGUCGUCGGAGCAAACAUGAUACGGUUUCUCCGUGGUGAGACGUCUAUGCUAGAAGAAGUCCGUAAGAAUGAUGUCCUUACACGUUUCUACAAAUUCGAUCCAGAAACUCAGGUGAUGAACGAGCAAGUUGGGCGUAUGGCUGCUCAGAUUGCUUUCCGAUUUCCUCGCAUGAAGAUCUUGGAAAUUGGUGCGGGCACAGGCUCUGCCACCAAUGCAGUUCUUGAAUGUAUUGGUCGAUCUUACUACUCCUAUACUUUUACUGAUAUCUCCGUGGGAUUCUUUGAAGAAGCACAGGCUGCUUUUGCUGCACACGAGGAUCGGUUCAUUUACCAAUCUCUUGACAUCGAUCGAGAUCCCCUUCAGCAAGGUUUCGAGGAGCAUUCGUAUGACCUGAUUGUGGCAGCAAAUUGUCUUCACGCCACAAGAACGAUCCAGCAGACUAUGACCUAUGUCCGACGACUGCUCAAACCAGGAGGAUAUCUAAUACUGUUGGAGGUGACAAAUAUGGAAACCAUCAGGACCACCUUCCUUGUUGGUGGUUUCGAGGGCUGGUGGGCUGGCCACCAAGAUGAGCGUGUCUGGGGCCCCAUGCUCAGUGUCCCGAGUUGGGAACAAGUCCUCAAGCAAACGGGAUUUAGCGGCAUCGAUGCGCAUACUAUGCUCGGAGACCCAAAAUAUAGCGUUAACUCGGUGAUUGUUUCACAGGCUGUUGAUGAUUAUUUCCGUCUCUUACGAGAACCCUUAGCCGUGUCCUUUGACGAAGCAUCGAUACCACAGCUUCAAGAACUAGUAAUUUUAGGUGGGGCCACGGAUAAAACCUCUUCUCUUGCGUCCGAUUUGUGUAUUAUUUUGAAAAGCCGCUUUGACCGCAUUAUUUGCGCCGAUACCCCCGAGUUGGUCGAGAUAGAUGAGAUAUCAAACCCAGUAAUCCUGAGCUUGGUUGACCUUGAUCGACCCUGUUUCCAGGAGCUAAAUGAAAAGCGCCUUCAAUAUCUUCAGAAAUUGACCACUGCUGCGGCAAAACUUUUGUGGGUGGCGACUGGGUCCGAAGGCGACUGCCCUUAUCUUGGAAUGAGUAAGGGAUGGUUGAGAUCUCUAGCUCACGAGAACAAAAGCUGCCUAUACCAAUACCUAAAUAUUGACAGGAUAGAUGCAACAAGCUCGUCACUUCUCGCAAGUACCCUGAUGAGCCUGGCAUAUACAAACUGUCGGAAUGACUACACACUGUCAACAGGCAUCCAUACUACUGAGCCUGAAUUGCACUUUAAAGAUGGCGUCAUGAGGAUCUGCCGUCUCCAUAAAGAUCCAGUCCCGAAUAAAAGGUAUGUUUCGGCCAGAAGAUAUGUUCACGAGGAGGUAGAACUAUUGAAUUCCACAGUCUGUGCUAUUCCAGAUACCAGAAAUUGUUAUCAACUGCAUGUCGAUAAACGCCGGCCAAGUGUUGAAAGGAAGACGAACAGAGUCUUGAUACGAACGCGAUAUUCAACCGCGAAAGCCAUCCAGGUUGGAGAUGGCUUCCUCCAUUUGGUUAUUGGUGAAGAGGAAGGAACUGGCAUUCGGCGCCUUGCCUUUUCUGAAGACCAUAAAUCGAAGGUAGAAGUACCAGCUGACUUAGCCUUGGACGUCUCUAACAGUGUCCCUCCUGGAAAAGAGGCGAUCUUUCUGAAAGCCGUUGUCGACUGUGUAAUUGCAAGUUCGUUGGUGGAAAAUGGAGCUCCUAAUAGCUCCAUCAUUAUUCACGACGCCGGUGGCGUACUCCGAAAUUCGAUUUGCAACCUAGCUCGCCCAAAAUGCAUUAAGACUCACUUUACCACAAGCAAUCCUACCGCUGAUGAAGAAAAUACCACAUUCUUACACCCAAGAACCUCGACACGGGCCUUAAUUGGGGUUAUUUCGGAGAAUCUAUCUCUGAUAGCAAGUUUUUCCACGAAGGAAGAGGAGACAGGCAGUAUCUUCGCCCGAAUUCGGACCUUGCUGCCUAAAAAUAUUGAACGUCAUACAUUAGAGACACUCUUCCAACUGGAGCCUCGCCAACCAAAACAGGGCUAUAUCAAUCAACUAGCUGAUAAACUCCAUGGCGCUUGCACACUGGCCACCAAACUGGUGGAUGAUAAUCUGAAAUGUGAAGUGGUUACCAUUGACAAUCUUCGAAACCAACCCGUGAAGCCUGACAGUUUGAUCGAUUGGAGCAGGUCUUCUCGUGUCUUAGCAAGGGUGGACCCGGUGACAUCACUGGUUACAUUUUCGAAGAACAAAACUUAUAUCUUAGCUGGAAUGGCGGGAGACUUAGGUCAAUCUUUAUGUACUUGGAUGGUUAGAAAAGGAGCGCACUACGUUGUCUUGAGUAGUCGAAGCCCUAAUGUCGACCCGAAAUGGAUUGAAGCCAUGGCAAAAGAAGGAGCUCAAGUGGUCCCUAUGGUUAUGGAUAUCUCGAAUCGCGCUUCGGUUGGCGCCGUCUUCCAUGAGAUUCAAAACCGAUUUCCCCCUAUUGGAGGCGUGGUACAUGGUGCCCUGGUUCUUGCAGACUGCCUGUUCAAGGACACUGCCCUAGAGCUCAUGCAGAAGACCUUCGCCGCUAAAGUCCAAGGAAGUUUGCUUUUGGAUGAAAUUUCGGAGAAUAUUGCAACCUUGGAUUUCUUCGUUAUAAUUGGAUCAUUGACUGGAAUCGUCGGCAACUGGAGUCAAUCUGCAUAUUCCGCAGCUACAGGCUUCCAAACUAGUCUCAUUCAACAGCGUCGUGCGCGAGGUCGCGUUGGGAGCAUCAUCCACCCAGGCGUGAUUAGUGGAGUGGGCUACAUCGCCCGUGCGGGCACCUCUCUUGCAUACUACGUGCGAAAUGCAACGGGCUCGUUCCUCCUAUCUGAACGAGAUUUGGACAAGAUGUUCGCCGAGGCUAUUCUUGCUGGACCUCCGGAUUCCGGCCUGAACCCUGAGAUCAUCACAGGAACGCCAUCUCUCAACCCUGAGCAGCACACGAAUGUCGUCUGGUAUGAGAAUCCCAUGACCUGGGACUGUAUUGAUUACUGUGUCAAGCCUGCAGCAGAUACAGGUGUCGUGAUUACACUCGGCUCGAUGAAGGCUUUACUUGAAUCGGCAACAAGCAUGCAGGAUGUCUCCGAAAUCAUUAGCGCUGGUUUAACUGCCAAAGUUCGCAGCAAGUUUAAUCUUUCGGCGGAUAUCGAGGUGACGCCAUCCACGCGGCUUGCAGAUUUGGGCAUGGACUCCCUGGUUGCAGUGGACUUGCGGACCUGGUUUGCCGAGAAGCUAGCAGUCGAAAUCCCCCUUCUACAGAUCAUGAGCGGCACGUCCAUUCAGGAACUCACAACAGAGGCCGCCUCGGGGGUUCCAGCCAUCUUAAUCCCAAAUGUUAAUAUAACUGGAACGAAUUCCUCUUUACCGGUACUAUCUAGUAACUCUCAAUCUGACUCCCCUACGGCGCAGUCAUAUGAUAUGGUAUCAUCUGCCGGAUCGGAGGAUAAAUAA